Messenger RNA from Rhodamnia argentea, 2481 nucleotides. RefSeq names its product disease resistance protein RUN1-like. NCBI's taxonomy places the organism in Eukaryota, Viridiplantae, Streptophyta, Magnoliopsida, Myrtales, Myrtaceae. The record is from RefSeq and is a predicted model, not a curated record. Gene Ontology annotation, molecular function: protein binding. The coding region runs from base 1 to 2481 and encodes 826 amino acids. The transcript is spliced from 7 exons. Gene Ontology annotation, biological process: defense response.
AUGAGGGGAAACUUUGGGAGAGACUUUGCAAAAAUCGAGGGAACUUACACGGGUGAGAAGGGAGAUAUAAAGAGGUGGAAGGAUGCACUGAGAAAAGUAGCUGAUCUCGCCGGAAGAGAAUUGAAAGAUGGAUAUGAGACAAAGUUUAUUCGGCAAAUCAUUGGAGAAAUUGAAGAUAAACUGGGUCCUCGGCUGUCCUAUGUGGUAGGCAAUCUUGUGGGAAUGCAUUCCCGGGUUGCAAAUGUAGUUGAACAUUUAUACUUGGGCGAGAGUGAUGUGCGCAUGGCGCAGCGAAAGCGCGUGGGGCCCAAUGGUCUUGGUAUCGUAACUGGGGCCAAAACCAGUUUCUUGGUUCGAUAUUCGACCUCCAACGAGCCGACAGUUGGUAUCAGAGCCGACCUCCGACCGCAUGUGGGGCCGCAACGGGCGCUCGCAGGUGCUGGUGCCGCUGGGGAGAAAGUUGGUAUCAGAGCCGACCUCCGACCGCAUAUGGGGCCGAAACGGGCGCUCGCUGGUGCUGGUGCCGCUGGGGAGAAAAGCCUGGCGAUCACAUUUUUCCAGAAAAUUACAUGCCGGUUGUUCUACAUCAUCAUUCUUGAUGAUGUUGAUGAAAAGGAGCAGUUGGAAAAAUUGGCGGGAGAUCUUGAUUGGUUCAGAGAUCGACAUUUGCUUCUCAGUUCCUUUUUGGCUAAUAGAAGCCUGAGGCAGUGGAAGAGUGAACUGGACAGACUUAAAGAACGUCCAGAAGGGAAAAUUAUUGACCUGCUUAGGUUAAGUUAUGAUGGACUACUGCAUGAAGAGAAGGAGAUUUUCCUAGAUAUUGCCUGUUUCUUCUGGGGAAAGGAGAAAACUCACGUUACAGGAGUUCUGGACAAUUGUGGCUUCUACUCGGAUAUUGGAAUGGAAGUCUUUGUUCACAGAUCUCUUGUCGCAAUCAAGGACGACAAACUGUGGAUGCAUGAUUUGCUACAAGAGAUGGCUUGGGAAAUUGUUCGUCAAGAGUCUCCUGAAGAGCCAGGAGAACGAAGUCGAGUCUGGCUUUUUGAGGAUGGAACAGGAAAAGUCAAAGGCAUAGUCUUGCAAUCUGGUGACUGGAGAACAGUCCGCUUGAACCCAGAGUCCUUCACAAACAUGACGAACUGCAAUCUUAAACCAUUUCCACCAGGUUUUGUUCCAGAGAAUCUUCUCGAACUUGUUAUGCGGGAUAGCCUCCGUCGCAGGCUGUGGAGAGGGGCAAUGGUUUUGGAGAAGUUAAAAGUCAUCAACAUCAAUCGUUCCAAAUUAUUCAUGGAGACUCCAGACUCCAUGUAUGUCCCAAAACUAGAGAGGCUAAUUCUGAGAGGUUGCAAAGCACUAUCUCAGGUUCAUCCUCCAAUUGGAAUGCUAGAAAAUCUCAUUGUACUUGACUGGGGUGAUUGUGAAAACCUCACAAGACUUCCGGAUAGUGUAGGUAAUCUAAAAUCUCUCAGAGUUCUUAAUCUGUCUCGAUGUUCAAAUCUUGAAGAGCUGCCUGAGAGCAAUGGGGGCUUAGAGUGCUUAGAGGGGCUUGAUGUUAGAGAAAGUGCCAUUACACAUCUCCCAUCCAGCUUCACAUUCUUAAACAAUCUGAAAAAACUAUGCCUUCCUGUUAUUAAAGGAAGCCGACAAAAAUUUUGGGGGACACUGACGCGAAUGCUGAGAAGUGCUCUGAACUCCAGACGGCCGCGGUUGCCUUCAUUUUCAGGGCUAUCCUCUUUGACAGAGUUGGAUAUGAGUGGCUGCAGUCUUCUGGAAGGAGAAAUUCCCAGUGAUAUUGGCUGCUUAUCCUUCUUGAGGUUUUUAAGCCUAGCCAAAAACAGUUUUACCCCCGUACCUGCAAGCAUUAGCCAUAUCUCUGGUCUGGAAUUUCGCGUAUUAUAUCAUUGCACAAAUCUUGAAGUGUUGCCAAGACUUCCAGAAAGCAUAGUCUUCGUGGAGGCUGACAAUUUGCUUCGGCAAGAUCUUGGUUUAACAUUGCAGCAGAAGUACUCCUUGUCGUUGCUUCGUUACAUCAUUUGCUGUUCCGUAGCGCUAUUUCCUGAGACUUAUGUGGUGUCUCCAUGUCUGCAAUGUGGAAUACCUAAGUGGUUUAGCUACCAGACAGUUGGACAUUUGUUGAGCAAAGGCAUGUCACCUAGUUCGCUUGACAAUAGCUGGAGAGGAUUCGCCACCUGUGCUUCUUUGGAACAAACCAACUGCAACACCUGUCAGGACCUGGAAAAUGCCCACUACCUUUUCUGCGACUUCUCUGCUGAUGGAAAUCGGCUAGGUCCAGCAUUUAAGUUUCCCUUUAGAUUUGUUAAUUCAGGUUGCAUUUCGCUAGGCUAUGUGUCAGGUCCUCGAUUUCCAUGUGAUACAAAUUGGCAGGCGAUGUCAAACCACAUUGAUGUCUCAUUUAGGAUCACCAACCCUGGUUUAAAGGUGGAAAAGUGUGGUGUUCAUCUGGUUUACGACAGAAUUUGA